AUGGCCGCCAAUUUCGCGCUCGCUCUCCGCAAAGAAGACAAUGCCAGGCAGCACCAGAUUCCGCAGACCAUCGCGCACCGUGGCUACAAGGCCAAGUUCCCGGAGAACACGAUGGGCGCGUUCAAGGGCGCGGUUGAGGUCGGAGCGCACGCUAUUGAGACGGAUGUGCAUCUGACGAAAGAUGGCGUUGUGGUUUUGAACCAUGAUGCAUCGUUAGAACGCUGCUUCGGAAAGAAGAAAAAAGUCAUCGAUUGCGACUGGGAGUACCUGUCGACGCUGCGGACGCUGGCCGAACCGCACGAACCCCUGCCCCGGCUCAGCGAUUUGCUCGAGUACAUGGCCGAGCCAGGAAAUGAGCACGUAUGGGUGUUGCUAGACAUCAAGAAAGACAAUGACCUGGACGACGUCAUGCGCCUCAUCGCCGAAACCAUCGCCUCCGUCCCGCCCUCGCCUUCGAGGCCAUGGAAUCAGCGCGUGGUGUUGGGCAUCUGGGCGGCCAACUACCUCCCCUUCGUCUCGACCUACCUCCCAGACUUCCCGCUCACGUACAUCUCCUUCUCGCUGCCCUGCGCGUGGUACUUCCUCGCGCACGUGCCGCGCAUCUCGUUCAACCUGUACGCGCCCAUCCUCGUGGGCCCGCUCGGCGCGGCGUUCCGGCGCAAGGCGCAGGGCGAUUCCAGGCCCGUGUUCGCGUGGACGGUCAACAAGGAGCGCAUGAUGCGGUGGAGCAUCGAGAAGGCGCUCGACGGCGUCGUGACGGACGACCCGAAGAAGUUUUUGGAGGAGUGCGAGAGGUGGAAGGGGAGGACGGACCAAGUCGGUGCUGCCAGGAAGAGGAUGGAUGAGGUGGAGGGGUGGGCGUGGAAAGGGUGGGGCCCGGCGGAGGUGCUGGAUCUGUUGAGGGUGCAGCUGUUCGCUCUGGUGUUGACGCCGGUGGUGGUUUGGUGGCUGAGGCCGUGGGGCGCGGUUAGGGAGGUUGGUAAGAUGCAGAGGGAUGUUUGA
Molecule: messenger RNA, 1002 nt
Organism: Lasiodiplodia theobromae
Lineage: Eukaryota; Fungi; Ascomycota; Dothideomycetes; Botryosphaeriales; Botryosphaeriaceae
Product: Glycerophosphoryl diester phosphodiesterase
Exons: 5
Coding region: 1-1002 (333 amino acids)
Biological process (GO): lipid metabolic process
Molecular function (GO): phosphoric diester hydrolase activity
Source: RefSeq, a predicted model, not a curated record